AUGACCAACUCGCUGGAGAGUUCUUCUCGUGACGAGAAAGACGCGGCAACAACAGACACACAUAUCCAUGAAAGUCGUCAUCAACACCCCACGCCUCACGACUAUCUUUCCGCAGUCGAGAACGGCCUCAUUGAAGACAUCCCGCCUCCGUCGAACUUUGCGCAGCGAUGGGCACUCAAGCUCGAACAGCUCGCCGGCGUCGAAGCCAGAGGCGUCGAACGCGUCCCUGAAGCGAUCCGCGCGCCCCAUGCCUCGUUGAAAGACUACCUGCAGAUGUGUGUCAUCUGGUUCUCUGCCAACGUCACCAUGAACAACAUGAUCAUUGGAUUUUUGGGUCCGUUGCUGUUCGAGGUCGGCCUCAAGGACGCCAUGAUACUGGGUGCCUUUGGAGCGUAUCUUGGAGCUGCGGGAACCGGAUACCUUUCGACCUUUGGCCCUGCAAGUGGUAAUCGCACCAUGGUAUGCGCCCGCUACACCAUGGGAUGGUGGCCCAGCAAAAUUUGCGUUCUGUUCAACAUUGUAAUCAUGCUCGGUUAUGGUCUGAUCGACGUUCUCCUUUCCGGACAGAUCCUAUCCGCGGUGAACGGUCACGGCCUGACCGUCAUUGUUGGAACCAUCGUGUCCGCCAUUGUAACGCUCUUCGUGGUCCUCUUCGGUAUCAAGCUGUUUCAUACCUACGAACGAUAUGCCUUCAUUCCGCAGGUCAUGGUCCUUCUGAUCUUGAUCGGCGUCGCUGGGCAAUACUUCGACACUUCGUCUGAAACGUUUGGAAAUGCGUCCGAGAGGGCCGCCGACAGAAUGAGCUUCUUCUUCUUGGCUGUGUCUGCUUCUAUCGCGUGGACACCCAGUUCGGCUGACUUCUACGUCUACUUCCCGCCAACGUCGAACCGUCUCGCUGUGUUUGCUUGCACCACAAUCGGGCUCGGCACCUCAUGUGCCUUCACGUACCUGAUUGGUGUAGGUAUCGCAUCCGGCGCGUUGGCUAGGGACGACUGGAUGGCGGCUUAUGAGAACGGCGGCGCAGGUGCCCUCCUCGUCGAGGCAUUCAGGCCACUCGGAUCCUUUGGAGACUUCUGCGCAGUAAUCGUCGCACUUGGCCUCAUUGCGAACAACAUUCCCGGAACCUACUCUUCGGCCCUGUCUUUCCAGCUGCUCGGGAGAUGGAUGAGGAAACUGCCGCGCAUCUUCUGGACCGUUGUCGGUGUCAUCAUUUACACCGUCUGCGCAUGCGCCGGUCGUAACCACUUGUUCGAGGUUUUCCAGAACUUCCUCGCGCUGCUAGGGUACUUUGUGGUCAUCUACAUCGCGAUCACUCUCGAGGAGGAGUUCAUCUUCCGCCGCAAGAGUGGCUAUGACUGGGCAGCUUGGAAUGACCCCAAGAAACUGCCGCUAGGAAUCGCUGCCUUUGUUGCCUUCUGUGUCGGCUGGGUUGGUGCAGUCUUGGGUAUGUGGCAGACAUAUUUCACCGGCCCGCUUGGAAAGACCGUUGGCUUUGGCAUUGAUCUGGGCAUCCCGCUUGCAUUCAGCUGGAGUGCUCUGGCGUAUCCCGGCCUGAGAUAUCUAGAGCUCAAGUUCAUUGAGAAGGAUAUCCCGACGCGGGCAUUAGUAGUUGACGAGCCCGGCGGCUCGUUUCGACUACGGGAGGUGAUUCUGGACGAGGUCCGACGGAAUGAAGUCCUUGACCUUGUUGUUCAGGAGGGAGGCAUGCCUGGGCCAUUUCCGGCAGUCUUCGGACAUGAAGGGGCUGGUGUCGUCAGACGAGUUGGCAGUGAUGUGAGCCACCUUCAGGUUGGGGAUCUCGUUCUUCUCAGCUUUUCUUCUUGCAUGAGAUGCUCAACAUGUGCCGAGGGUCGGAAAGGAUUUUGUGCUCACAUCACCAACAUCAACUUUGGCGGUGCACGUGGAUUUGAUGAUUCACCUAUACGGCUCCCGAACGGACAACAUGUCCGUGGACAAUUUUUCGGACAGUCCUCAUUCAGCGAGCUGGCGAUCGUCGAUGUGCGCUCAGUGGUCAAGUACGAUGGCAGGGAAAAAGACCUCUCCUUCCUGGCUCCCUUGGGGUGCGGGUAUCAUACGGGGGCUGGGACAGUACUAAACGUCUUGAAGCCCAAGCCAAACAGCAGCAUGGCUGUGUUUGGACUUGGUGCUGUUGGCCUUGCCGCGCUAAUGACUGCCAAAAAUGAGAAUGUACAAGACAUUAUCGCCGUGGAUAUUGUCAAGUCCAAACUUGAGCUGGCAUCUUCGCUUGGAGCCACCUACUGUGUCGACUCAAAGAAGGAAGACUUACUUACCGCCAUUCGCGCAAAGUUCCCCGACGGCAUCGACUUCGUGAUCGACACCACUGGGGUCAUUACGGCCAUCAACACUGGCAUCAAGGCGCUUGGUCAUGCCGGGACUUUGGCUCUUGUUGGUGUUCCUCGCCCAGGAGCGCAGAUUCAGGGUGACGGACUGGAGCUCUUGACGUCGUGCAAGACAGUAUUAGGGUCUAUUCAAGGAGCUUCUGAUCCUCAGAAGAUCCUUCCAUACCUGGUCGAGCAAUAUCGAGAGGGGAAAUUCCCGGUUGAUAAGCUGUGCAAAGUAUACCCAGCUAGUGAGAUCGACCAGGCGAUAUCAGACAUCAAGUCUGGAAAGGUAAUCAAACCUGUUCUGGCGUGGUGA
Molecule: messenger RNA, 2658 nt
Organism: Exophiala spinifera
Lineage: Eukaryota; Fungi; Ascomycota; Eurotiomycetes; Chaetothyriales; Herpotrichiellaceae
Exons: 6
Coding region: 1-2658 (885 amino acids)
Biological process (GO): transmembrane transport
Cellular component (GO): fungal-type vacuole membrane; plasma membrane
Molecular function (GO): oxidoreductase activity; zinc ion binding; transmembrane transporter activity
Source: RefSeq, a predicted model, not a curated record